AUGAGCGCUGACAGUGGCCAGGAAAAAGCCAAGCGCUCUGCUGGCGCGGCCCCAGCGGUGUGCGAGCACGCCUGGCUCCUGGGCACCAUCGCCAGCCCCUGGCUCCGGCUGGCCCGACCCCGACCCCGGCCCCGGCCCCGGCCUCGGCUCCUCCCGGGGCCCGCCGGGGACACAGGCGGCGCGGCCGCUCCCGCCGCCUCCGCAGCGUCUUCCCCGCUCCGAAGUCCGCCGCUCUUGAGCGCGGCCGCCGGCCCCGAGCCGCCGGUGUCCGCUUCAAAAGAGCCAACAUGUGGGGAUGGCCGGCCCGGGGCGGUUGAGCGGCGCUCGGGGGCCGUUCCUGGCCCCGGGCCGAGCGCUGACGGCCGCGUCUCGCCGGCAGGGAAGGCGCAGCAGGGCCUGAAGGAGCGGUACCGGCUGGGUUCGCUGCUGGGGCGCGGCGGCUUCGGCAGCGUCUUGGCGGCGACGCGGCUCUCGGACGGCGCCCCGGUGGCCAUCAAACGGGUGCCACGGAACCGCAUCCACCAUUGGGGCCAGCUGCCCGACGGCACCCGAGCACCACUGGAGAUCGUGCUGCUGGACAAGGUGUCCGCUGGCUUCCCCGGCAUCGUCCAGCUCCACGAGUGGCUGGAGCUCCCCAGCAACGUGGUGAUGGUGCUGGAGCGCCCGGAGCGGUCUCAGGACCUCCUGCACUUCAUUUGGGCACGGGGCUUCCUGUGCGAGGAGGUGGCGUGGCACCUGUUCCGCCAGGUGCUGGAGGCCGUGCGGCACUGCACCAGCUGCGGGGUCCUGCACCGGGACAUCAAACCAGAGAACAUCCUGGUUGACCUGGCCACCGGGCAGGCCAAACUCAUCGACUUUGGCUGUGGCACCUACCUGCAAGCCGCAGCCUACACCAGCUUUGCAGGAACACCGUCCUACAGCCCCCCGGAAUGGACGCACCUCGGCUGGUACCACGGCGAGGCAGCGACCGUCUGGUCCCUGGGCAUCGUGCUGCACCAGAUGGUCUGCGGGGAGCACCCUUUCAGGAGGGGCUGGAACAGCACCUGGGGCCGGCUCUCGCUCCCACGACGGCUCUCUCCAGAGUGCCAGGAUGUCAUCCGACGGUGUUUAUCCGUGCUCUCCUCGGAAAGGCCCUCAUUAGAAGACCUGUCCUGUGAUCCUUGGAUGCAGGAUAUUCGCGUGCCGUAG
This is a messenger RNA of Corvus hawaiiensis (hawaiian crow), 1188 nucleotides long. RefSeq names its product serine/threonine-protein kinase pim-1-like. Bases 1 to 1188 code for a protein of 395 amino acids. Gene Ontology annotation, cellular component: cytoplasm. The transcript is spliced from 6 exons. The record is from RefSeq and is a predicted model, not a curated record. Gene Ontology annotation, biological process: protein autophosphorylation. Gene Ontology annotation, molecular function: protein serine/threonine kinase activity; ATP binding. Lineage: Eukaryota; Metazoa; Chordata; Aves; Passeriformes; Corvidae.